AUGGAUCAUUUUGACGCUGCUUCUCAAGAUGACUUUACCUUUCUAGAGUAUGGUGCAGACACGCAAUCUUCUCAGUUUGAUUUCAAUAAUUUCACGCAAACGCAAACCAAACUGCACGAUCACGAUCCCGAUUUAUCGCUUGCUUCUCUUUCGUUGGAGCCGUCGCAGACGGAUGAAGCUCAGAAUGCCAAAACCAACGGAACGACUUCGUUUGUGAAUGAAUUUCAGUUUGAAGGCACCGAUGACUUUGACGCUUUUGAAGACAUGGCCGGUCCUCCCGAUGAACGAGAUUUGCCGAGUCACGCUUGCAAAUACUGUGGCAUUCACUCACCGGCUUCGGUUGUCAAGUGUGUCACCUGCAAUCGCUGGUUCUGCAAUGCUCGAGGAAAUACUUCUGGAUCCCACAUUGUCAAUCAUUUGGUUCGAGCCAAACAUAAAGAAGUCAUGCUGCAUCCCGAAUCGCCCCUGGGUGAAACUAUCUUGGAAUGCUACAACUGUGGUUGCCGCAACGUCUUUUUGCUUGGUUUUAUUCCCGCCAAAAGUGAUACCGUCGUUGUCUUGCUUUGUCGACAACCUUGUGCAGCUGUGCCUUCAUCCAAAGACAUGAAUUGGGAUACAUCGCAAUGGAUGCCCUUGAUCGAUGAUCGUUGUUUCCUCAGCUGGCUUAUCAAAAUCCCUGGAGAACAGGAACAGCUUCGUGCCCGACAAAUUACCUCGCAUCAAAUCAAUAAGCUCGAAGAGCUGUGGAAAGAUAACGGAGAAGCCACCUUGGAAGAUUUGGAAAAACCAGGUGUCGAUGAUGAACCUCAUCCUGUUUUGCUGAGAUAUGAGGACGCUUAUCAAUAUCAGAACAUUUUGGGUCCCUUGGUACAAAUGGAAGCGGACUAUGACAAGAAGUUGAAGGAAUCCCAGACUUGCGAUGAUAUUGUUGUACGCUGGGAUGUGGGUCUGAAUCAAAAAAAUGUGGCAUGGUUCUAUUUCCCGAAAUUGGAGAUGGGUGAAGUCAAGUUGGCCGUGGGUGACGAACUUCGCUUGAGAUACCGUGGUGAACUUCAUGAGCCUUGGGCUGGCGAAGGCCAUGUCAUCAAAAUCCCCAACAACGUGAGCGAUGAAGUGGCCUUGGAACUUCGACGUAGUGUGGCUCCUCCCGUUGAAUGCACGCAUAAUUUCUCUGUGGAUUUUGUUUGGAAAUCCACCAGUUUCGACCGUAUGCAAUUAGCCAUGAAAACAUUUGCUGUGGAUGAAACCAGUGUCAGUGGAUAUAUUUACCAUCGUUUGCUCGGUCACGAUGUCGAACCUCAAGUGCUCAAGACACAGAUGCCGAAGCGGUUCUCGGCGCCCAACUUGCCUGAACUAAAUCAUUCUCAAGUAUACGCGGUCAAAUCAGUUUUGCAGAAACCACUUAGUUUGAUUCAAGGUCCUCCCGGUACGGGUAAAACGGUGACUUCGGCUUCGAUUGUCUAUCAUUUGGCAAAAAUGAAUCCGGGCCAAGUUCUUGUAACCGCUCCCUCCAAUGUGGCGGUGGAUCAGCUUGCUAUGAAGAUUCAUCAAACCGGUCUCAAGGUGGUGCGUGUCACGGCCAAAUCGCGCGAAGCUUUAGAUUCCCCCGUUUCCUUCCUGACCCUCCAUGAACAAGUGCUCAACAACGAUACCAACGUGGAGUUCCAGAAACUCGUCCGCUUGAAACGCGAUCAAGGCGAAUUGAGCGCCUCCGAUGAACGAAAGUACGAGAAAUUGAAACGUGAAUCGGAACGAGAAAUUUUGUCGAAUGCGGAUGUCAUUUGUUGUACGUGUGUUGGUGCGGGUGAUCCUCGUGUGGCUGUGCUGAAUUUCCGUACGGUGCUGAUGGACGAGGCCACGCAAGCGUCUGAGCCGGAAUGUAUGAUUCCUCUGGUGCUCGGUUGUAAGCAAGCUGUUUUGGUCGGUGAUCAUCAGCAGUUGGGACCGGUGAUCAUGAACAAGAAAGCCGCUCGUGCGGGUCUGUGCCAAUCUUUGUUCGAACGUUUGGUGAUCCUGGGUAUUCGUCCCAUUCGUCUUCAGGUUCAGUAUCGUAUGCAUCCUUGCUUGUCGGAAUUCCCUAGCAACAUGUUCUACGAAGGCACACUUCAGAAUGGUAUCACGGCUCAAGAACGACUUCGCAAGAACAUCGAUUUCCCCUGGCCAGCUCCCGAAACUCCCAUGAUGUUCUACGUAAAUCUCGGCAACGAGGAAAUCUCCACCUCGGGUACUUCGUACCUCAACCGAACCGAAGCGUCCAACUGUGAAAAGAUCGUCACUCGAUUCAUGAAAGCCGGUGUGCUUCCAUCUCAGAUUGGUAUCGUCACGCCUUACGAAGGUCAACGUUCGUACAUUGUGCAAUACAUGCAAUUCAAUGGUUCACUUCGCAAAGAUCUCUACAAGGAAAUCGAAGUCGCUAGUGUGGAUGCUUUCCAGGGUCGUGAAAAGGAUUACAUCAUUCUCAGCUGCGUAAGAAGCAACGAACAUCAAGGUCUUGGUUUUUUGAGCGAUCCUCGUCGUCUCAAUGUCGCUUUGACUCGUGCCAAAUACGGUAUCGUCAUUCUCGGCAAUCCCAAAGUUCUCAGCAAGCAUCCUUUGUGGCAUCAUCUUUUGGUGCAUUACAAGGAAAUGCAAUGUCUUGUGGAUGGUGCUUUGAAUAAUCUGCGUGUGUCCAUGAUUCAGUUUAGUCGUCCACGCAAAUCGUAUCGCAAAGACGACAAAUUCCGUCAAGGACUGGCUCAUCAGAUUGAUGCUCGUGAAGCGUUCGCCCGUGCUCCUUUGGCGACUGAAAAUCGUCGUGGUAAUCGUAUGUAUGGUCAAGAAUACAUGCAAACCCAUGAUCCUGUUGGUUAUAUCCCGUCGGAAUUGGGAUCCCUUCCUACCUCGCAAUUCAGUAUUCCUUUCAUUCCUUCUGCCAGUGGUCCUUUCACUCAAGACAUGUCUCAAUCGAGUGUAUUUAACCGUAAAACGACGCGACAGAAUGCUUUAACCGACAACGCUUCACGCUACGUUCCUGGAUCGUCGACGUUCGCCAGUCAUGCAUUUGGAUGGCAAAUGGGAGCAGGAUCUCAGAACCUUUACAGCAGUCAGUCGUCGAUUGGAUUAGCGCUUUCACAAAGCGAUCGGUUAAGAAUGAUGGCUGAAAUGAGUAGUCAGGCCGGUGGUCAAGGGUCGAUGCUCAGUCAAGACAGCAUCAACUACGAUUACGACGAUUACAAGACAUCCUACCUGUCGGGCAUAAACUAUUAG
This is a messenger RNA of Radiomyces spectabilis, 3246 nucleotides long. RefSeq names its product RNA helicase-domain-containing protein. The transcript has 9 exons. The coding region runs from base 1 to 3246 and encodes 1081 amino acids. NCBI's taxonomy places the organism in Eukaryota, Fungi, Mucoromycota, Mucoromycetes, Mucorales, Radiomycetaceae. Gene Ontology annotation, biological process: nuclear-transcribed mRNA catabolic process, nonsense-mediated decay. Gene Ontology annotation, cellular component: cytoplasm. The record is from RefSeq and is a predicted model, not a curated record. Gene Ontology annotation, molecular function: hydrolase activity; zinc ion binding; ATP binding.